This is a messenger RNA of Python bivittatus (Burmese python), 500 nucleotides long. RefSeq names its product early growth response 2 (gene EGR2). Gene Ontology annotation, molecular function: DNA-binding transcription factor activity, RNA polymerase II-specific; RNA polymerase II cis-regulatory region sequence-specific DNA binding. NCBI's taxonomy places the organism in Eukaryota, Metazoa, Chordata, Lepidosauria, Squamata, Pythonidae. Gene Ontology annotation, biological process: regulation of transcription by RNA polymerase II. The record is from RefSeq and is a predicted model, not a curated record.
AUGACCGCCAAGGCGGCCGACAAAAUCCCAGCCCCCCUCAGCGGGCUAGUGCACCUGCCCGAAAGCCUUUACCCCGCGGAAGACGUCGCCAGCGCCCUGCCAGCGUCGGUCAUCAGCUUUCCCAAUGGGGACCUGGGAGGACCCUUUGACCAGCUGAGCGAUGGCCUGAUCGGCGCGGACAUGAGUGACAAGCGAGCGCUGGAGUUGCAGUACGCCUGCAGCGGGUUCGCGCCGCCUCCGCGCAGCCAAUCCUUCACCUACAUGGGCAAGUUCUCCAUCGACCCUCAGUAUCCCGGCGCAGGCUGCUACGCGGCCGAUGGCAUCCUCAACUUGGUGAGCGCCGGCAUCCUGCAGGGAGUGGCGGCUUCGUCGACGGCAGCCCCGGCCUCGGCGAUGGCCGUUCCGUCGUCCACUGCCUCCGCCGGAUCCCCCAACGCGCCGGGAUGUGCCAUGGCGCUCGCCGCCGGGGAUCUGGAGCAUCUGUACUCGCCGCCGCCGCC